Molecule: messenger RNA, 4006 nt
Organism: Didymella exigua CBS 183.55
Lineage: Eukaryota; Fungi; Ascomycota; Dothideomycetes; Pleosporales; Didymellaceae
Product: cell division control protein 25
Exons: 4
Coding region: 350-3784 (1144 amino acids)
Biological process (GO): positive regulation of GTPase activity; Ras protein signal transduction
Cellular component (GO): plasma membrane
Molecular function (GO): protein binding; guanyl-nucleotide exchange factor activity
Source: RefSeq, a predicted model, not a curated record
CUCGCUCAGCCUCUGCCCUCCCCUCUGUACCUCUGUGAAGCUGCGCGACCGUUGCAAGAGCUCAUUCGCUGCGUCGCUCCCGCUAGGCGUGACUGUGAGGGCUCUAAUUCGCAUGCCGCCUUUAGCCCAAUUGCGUCCCCACCCUGAGCCAAAAGACAACCGCUGUAGAAGCACCACCCUCCUGACGUCCACUGCGAUUCCAGAGCAGACCGCCGCGUGCUCGCCUAGCUGCCGCUCCCCGCACCGCGCCGCUGCAGAGGGAAGGCGCGCUUGGAGUCCGAUCGACGUAGCAGCCUUCCCAUCCCCGCCCUGACGAGACGCAACGAGCGCGACUGUCUGCGCCGCCGCGAUGAACGGCUACAGUGGCACCAUCACGACGGGGGGCAUGUACGUCAAGGCGCUCUACGACUACGACGCCGACGACCGCACGAGCUUGAGCUUCCGCCAGGGCGACAUCAUCCAGGUCAUCACGCAGCUGGAGAGUGGAUGGUGGGAUGGGGUGAUCAACGGGGUUCGCGGCUGGUUCCCGAGCAACUACUGCACUGUCGUGCAGCGCCCGAGCGAGAGCGUCGACGACGACCGCAACGGCGUCGACCUGCCGGACGAGCACGACACGCAGUCGCUGGGCGGCACCGACUACACCGAGUCCGACGCCGAGUCGAUCAACGGCAACGACACCAUGUUGCCCAUGGAGCGCCACAGCGAGGCCCACAAUGCCAGCAGCAAGGAGGAGGAGGCCGCCUUCUGGAUCCCCCAGGCGACGCCCGACGGCCGCCUGUUCUACUUCAACACCCUGACCGGCGUGAGCACCAUGGAGCUGCCGCUCGAGUCGCCGGCGGCCAACGAGAGCGGGCCGCGCGACCGCACAAAUGUCUUCAUACCAGACUCGUCGAGGCCGCCGGCAGAGCUACUCGCCUCUGGGACCAUGUAUGAUACCGACGACGACACAUCAGCCUCCGACUUCGAAGGGCCGGGCCACAAGAGCUCAUAUGGCAGGAAACGGCUGUCAGACGGCGUCUCGCCAGCAACGUCUAUGGAGUCUAUGAACCAGGGUCUGGCACCGAGAUCGCACGACGCCAACGGCACGAGCUUCUCGGGCGCUGGAAUGACUCCGGCAGGCACCUCGGCGACCUCCUUUGCGAGCAGCCCAACAAGCGGAGGGCAAUCAGCUUCUGCGCAGCGAAAGUUCUACGACGACGUAAACCCCGUGCCGUUGAGCUGGAACCGCAUGGUGGAAGACAUGCGCCGCGCCAUCGAGCGCUACCGCCUGGCCAUCAACAACAGCGAACGUUCUGAGUUUGUGAAGAGGGCAGAAGACAUCUCUGACCACUUGCGACUGCUGCUCGCAGCUGGCUCGGGAACCACCGACAACCACUCCGGGAACCCCUCGAUCAUUUCCACCAACAAGGCUUUGUACCCGCAUUUCCGCGAAACCAUGUCGAGAUUCUCCAAGCUGGUCCUCUCCUCACACAUCGCCGCGUCCGACUUCCCACCACCAGACUCGUACUCAAAGUGCUUGAAAGAGGCUGAUGGUGUCCUGAAUGGCGUGUAUGGCUUCGUCGAGGUAGCUCGUCAACAACGCGGAGAAGAAAUACCUCGCUUAGUGCCUGGCUUCAUCGUCGGCAGCGGUGUUGGAGGAAACUGGCACAACAACGGCGCAGACCCACGAGACAGCAACGGCAUCUCAUCUUUCAUGGAGGACGAGUUCGAGCCUCCUAUGGAGCCAACAGUGAAGCUGGACUCGCGAGUGCUGGAAAGAUUGGAGGACAUCAAACGACUCAUUGUAUCGAGUGUCCGCCGGUUGGAUGAGCAAUGCGUUGUACGCGACAAGGUCAUCUCCCGACAAAGACAUCAGUUGGUUGGUGAACACAUAUGUACAGCUGGAGGGAAGGUUCUUGAAGUGUGUCGGCCGUGGCUGUCUACGGUCGAAUCGAUCAACCUCUCCUCAAUCAACUCGACUACACAGGAACAGUCACUCGGCGAGUUCAGCAUGCAGAAGCAGAAGGUCUACGAUGUGGUGGCAGAACUGGUAAUAGCUUGCCAAGGAGUUGCAGCACCGUUGGGCGACGAGUGGGCCGAGUUGCGAGGUGAUUCUCUAGAAGAUCGAAUCAACGCAGUACGAGCGGUCUCACGAGACCUCGAAACCACCGUCGCCCAGCAGUAUGGCCACCUGCAGAACUUGUCAGAAGCAGUCCCCCUCUCAGACAUCGCCGUUCGCACUGACUCUCGAAGAUUCACCGACACGGAUUCUGAGCUCGCAACUUCGCAUGUUCGGGGACCUUCAGCGACACUAAGGCCUUUGCUGAAGGAUCUGCCCCAGUCAAAGACAUACAGCGAAGGCACUGCCCUAGAUGACUCCAAGAUCGACCCGAUUCAACCUCCAAGGAACAACAAGAAGCUGAAGGAUUUCUUCGGCGAAGUACCAGUCAUACCGCAGAACACAGUCGAGGAAACGCCGGAGUACUUGAAGCUCGACCACGAAGGAGAGAUCUCUUACGACCACAAAGUUACGCCACCACAGCUCCGUGGUGGUACACUGGCAGGGCUUGUCGAGCAACUUACGCGCCACGACCGUCUGGAUCCAGCGUUCAACAACACUUUCCUCCUCACAUACCGCUCAUUUACUACCGCAUCUGAGCUUUUCGAAAUGCUGGUCAAGCGAUGGAGCAUACAGCCGCCUCAUGGUCUCGCAGGAGAAAUAUACCAGACUUGGGUAGAUAGGAAGCAGAAGCCUAUCCGGUUUCGUGUGGUCAAUAUCCUGAAGAGUUGGUUCGACAACUAUUGGAUGGAAGGCAAUGAUGAGGAGGCGCGGAUACUAAUUCAAAGAGUGUACAACUUCGCGAAGGACCAUGUUGCGACAACUAGCACACCCGGCGCCGCACCCCUGAUGACCUCCGUCGAGCAGCGCUCUCGUGGCCCGGACAUGCCGACGAAGCGGCUCGUACUCACACUUAGCGCUCAGACGCCACAGCCGAUUCUUCCAAAACACAUGAAGAAGCUGAAGUUCUUGGAUAUUGACGCCACGGAAUUCGCGCGCCAGCUGACUAUCAUCGAAUCGAAACUUUAUGGCAAGAUUCGACCCACAGAGUGCCUGAACAAGACAUGGCAAAAGAAGCUAGCACCGGGCGAACCGGACCCAGCUGCAAAUGUGAAGGCGCUCAUCCUUCACUCUAACCAGUUGACGAAUUGGGUGGCGCAGAUGAUCUUGACCCAGCAGGACGUCAAGCGCAGAGUGAUAGUCAUCAAACACUUUGUCAACGUUGCCGAUAAAUGUCGGUCGUUGAACAACUUCUCGACACUAACAUCAAUCAUCUCAGCCCUGGGAACUGCGCCCAUCCAUCGUCUGAACAGGACAUGGCAGGCAGUCAACGCACGGUCGAUGACUGUGCUAGAGAGCAUGCGCAAACUCAUGGGUAGCACCAGGAAUUUUGCGGAGUAUCGGGACACACUCCACAGGGCGAACCCACCCUGUAUACCUUUCUUCGGUGUCUACCUUACUGAUCUGACCUUCAUUGAAGACGGUAUCCCUUCUUUGAUCAAGAAGACCAACUUGAUCAACUUCGCCAAGCGCGCGAAGACAGCCGAGGUGAUCCGCGACAUUCAGCAGUAUCAAAAUGUGCCAUACCCGCUGCAGCCUGUGCCUGAUCUGCAGGACUACAUCCUGACAAACAUGCAAUCCGCAGGCGACGUGCACGAGAUGUACGAAAUGAGUUUAUCCGUUGAGCCGCGAGAGCGCGAAGACGAGAAGAUUGCAAGACUUCUCUCCGAGUCUGGAUUCUUGUGAUGAUACCCCACGAUGCGUUCGAUCUAUCGAUCUUGGAUGGUGGCAAUGGCGUUGGUUUACAUUUCCGCUACGAUAUACGAUUGAGGCGCGAGAUUUAUGGCGUGCGGGCAAAAAUUGCUCAGUACUGUUGCAUUUUUUGGCGUAGGAAAACGAACUACGGACGGCUCACUUACUCACCUACCUACUUAAUCUAUUGAAUCAUGCUCGCUCGUCGGCAUAUUU